GGGCAGAGGAACCAGAGGGAAAAUCCACCUUCCGGGGCACAGCCAUACCAUCCACCUCACUCGACUGCUUGUCAAGUUCACCACCAACACAGAGGGGGCUCAGAUCAUCAAGAAACAAUGUCGAGUGAUGAUAAAAGUAAAUCAAAUGACCCCAAGAAUGUGCCCAAGAAUUGCGAUCCCAAGUGUGAACAGAAGUGCGACUCCAAAUGCCAGCCCAGCUGUUUAAAGAAGCUGCUGCAACGCUGCUCUGAGAAGUGCCCACGGGAAAAGUGUCUACCACCACCCAAGUGCCCGCCCUGCCCCUCACAGUCCCCUUCAUCCUGCCCUCCCAAGCCCUGCGCCAGGCCCUGUCCUCCUAAAUGCCCUCCUCCAUGCCCUCCUCCGUGCCCUCCUCCCUGCCCUCCCCCAGAGUGAGGCACUGUGGGCACCACCCCAUCCCACCACCACUGCCAUCUCCACUGUGUACAAUGCCUGGGGCUGGGAACUGAAACCAUGCACUGACAAGUAAACGUGUUCCUCUGCUGUGCAAGACUUA
This is a messenger RNA of Cebus imitator (Panamanian white-faced capuchin), 535 nucleotides long. RefSeq names its product late cornified envelope like proline rich 1 (gene LELP1). The record is from RefSeq and is a predicted model, not a curated record. The transcript has 2 exons. Bases 118 to 414 code for a protein of 98 amino acids. NCBI's taxonomy places the organism in Eukaryota, Metazoa, Chordata, Mammalia, Primates, Cebidae. Gene Ontology annotation, cellular component: extracellular region.